AUGAAAGGUGGAAAGUUGACCUUUGUUCAGACUUCUACUUGUCCUAAUGGACCUCCCAAAGGUGGUGUAUGGUUCCCAGUCUCAGUCGCAGUUCACGGUCAAGACAUACAAGUGUACCUCAGUGGGGUCCUGGUGGCGUCCAUCAAGUCCCAUUUCGCUCCAAGGGCCUGGGGAGGAGUUUUCACUUUUCAUGGUUACAAAAACGAGGUCCUCUUCAGGAAAUUCCGAAUUGCGCCUCAAACGUACAUCACUAAGAGAUGUAAAAAGAUAGUGUGAAACACCUAUGACACAAAAGCGGUACUUCACGCCAGUCAAUGACACAAUAAGAAAUUAGUAUCAUCAACGACUUUGUGUUACAAAGCCGUUCCAAAACCACUUGACGAGAAGUCUGCAAGUUCAUUAAAGAAGAAUCCCGAUUUCUCGAACCCUCGGUUUUUUGAAAUUUCGCGAUAAUUUGAACCAAAUUAAACCUAUAGAUAACUUCUCCUCACCAGUAACCACUUGACGAGAAGUCUGCAAGUUCAUUAAAGAAGAAUCCCGAUUUCUCGAACCCUCGGUUUUUUGAAAUUUCGCGAUAAUUUGAACCAAAUUAAACCUAUAGAUAACUUCUCCUCACCAGUCAAAACCUGUAAUUUCCCCCGAUUUUUCGAAUCUCCUGAUAGUUCGGACUAAUUUCCUCUUCACAAGGUGGUUCGAAAAAUAGGGAUUCCUCUACACAAAUAAACUUUAAAACGUGUUCUCCAAAAGUUGCAUGACCAGUUUGGCUUUUAUUAAAUGCUGACUCAUUUUGCUUCAUUUAAAGGCCAAUCAACAAGGCUGUAAAGAAGUCGGAUUCUUAAUUGCAAUCUCUAGUUUCAAUUUUUUAUUCUUUCGACUCGGGUAAUGUUUGAUAUCAGGUCGUAAGCACAUUUAAAAAUCACUGAAAUAGCUUUUAGUACACUUUAGUUGUUCUGCAAAGCUUCAAACAUAGCACACACCACCCUCGGAUCGGUCUCCUUAACUUAUGGGUUUAAUUUUACUUUUCCGACGAGUGUUCCUGCGUUCAUACGGGAGUUUACCACCUUCCCCAAGAAGAGUGAUGAAGAGGAAUUUUCACACAUGAUUUUACUUCACGACAUACACGUAAUUUUUAAUGUACCGACGCAGGUUGAUGAGCUACCUGGAUACACUAAAGUGGAUGCUGCCCAUGGACGUUGGCCGCAGGAUGGCUUCUGUCAAGUAGCUUACCUUAGAGACGGCAGUACAUUAAGUUAUCAGCUCUCAGUCGAUAUGUACAACUUCAUUGGACGUGACGGAGUCAACUUUGGUCGCCCAGGAGUGUUGUUAAACGCCGAAGAUCAAGACAACUAUGAUUACGUCUAUUUUAGGUUUGUUGCAAUUUAUACACGCGUAAGAGGGAAGUUGUCACUAUUUUGAUUUCAAACCAGAGCGACAAUCUGAAUUUUUCAAAAUCUUCUUACGACCAGCUUCGUUUACGAAAAUGAUUUUGGGGGUAUUAGAAAUUCUAUGUGUCGAAGAUGAGGAGUGCUAUAUUAGCUGACAUGUUUUCGUGACUCAGUUAUGUAAUAAGCUUUUUAGGUCUUAUAAUCGCAUUCGCUUAUUUUAUGUAUUGUUUCUUUUUAUUUCCCAGGCCUCAUUCAUCCAGCGGAUGUUUUCAGACGGGUUACGUUUACAAAGGUCAACCAAAAUUUGACGGAGCAAAGUCCGCCUCUUGCCCCAACGGUCCCCCCAAGGGAGCAGAGUGGUUCAACAUCAGGGUGGUGGUGUCGAACUCCACUCCUGCCGGGGAAGUGAAGGUCUACCUCAAAGGAACAUUGGUGACAUCAUUCAACCCGCGCUAUCCAAUCAGAAAACGUGGUGGUGUCUUGGUUACAACAAUGUGGUUUAUUACAAGAACUUUAAGUUUAUGUAAAGCAGUCAGUGUUUCCUCAAUUUAA
This is a messenger RNA of Porites evermanni, 1937 nucleotides long. Lineage: Eukaryota; Metazoa; Cnidaria; Anthozoa; Scleractinia; Poritidae. The record is from the annotation of a GenBank genome assembly.